This is a messenger RNA of Apiotrichum porosum, 1194 nucleotides long. RefSeq lists its product as uncharacterized. The record is from RefSeq and is a predicted model, not a curated record. The transcript is spliced from 6 exons. NCBI's taxonomy places the organism in Eukaryota, Fungi, Basidiomycota, Tremellomycetes, Trichosporonales, Trichosporonaceae. Gene Ontology annotation, cellular component: cytoplasm. The coding region runs from base 1 to 1194 and encodes 397 amino acids.
AUGCUCCAGAUGGACGACGACGACGUGCCACAGCUGCUUGUGGCCGACACCAACUUUGACGCGGCUGGCCGGCCGCUUGAGCGGCCAAAGGUGCCCAUUACGUUGCUGACAGGAUACCUCGGCGCCGGCAAGAGUACAUUGCUAGAGUACAUUCUCACGGCCGAGCAUGGAUAUCGCAUCGCUGUCUGUAUGAAUGAUUUUGGAGACACAACAGACAUUGAAGCCAAAUCACUUCAGCUCUCAAACCCGUCUGACCCCAAUGCUCCCUCCUCGUCCCUACUGGCCCUCCCCAACGGCUGUUUGUGCUGCAGCGUCAAGGACAUGGGCAUCGCGGCAAUUGAGGACAUGGUUGCGUCCCAGCGCGACAAGAUUGACUGGGUCGUGGUCGAGCUCACUGGCCUGGCGGAUCCUGCACCCAUCGCCAAGGACUUUUGGGCCAACGAGGAGAUGGGCGACCUGGUCCUCGACAGCGUCAUUUGUGUGGUCGACUCGCGGAAUGUGUUGAAGCAACUGGCCGAAGAGCGCGAAGACGGCGCUCCCAACGAGGCCCAAAAGCAAGUCGCGUGCGCCGACGUCAUUCUGCUCAACAAGGCCGACCUCGUGCCCGCGGCAGAACUCGACAACGUCGCGGCGGCCGUGGCGGACGUCAACUCUACGCUCCGGGUCCACCGCACUGUACGCGGAAACGUGAGGCUUGCGGAACUCUUCGACCUGCGCGCGUUCACGUCGCCGGCCGUGGCUGCCCUCCCGGAGCCCGAGGCGUGCUGCGCCGAGGACGACCAUGCCCACACCCACGCCCACGCUCACGGCAUGAAGGGCCCCAACACCGUCUCGACCAUCACCGUCCACCUCCCCACCCUCCCGACAGACAAGUUUGAGCGUCUGAACGCGUUCCUCGAGAGCCUCCUGUGGAACGGCACCGUGCCCACCUUGCCCGGCGGCAAGGCGUGGGAGGGCGCCACGCCCGAUAUCCUCAGGACGAAGGGGUACGCCGUGCUCGCCGACGGCAGUGCGCGCGUGAUACAAGGUGUGGCCGACUUGUUCGAGGUACGCACGUUGGAUCCUACUGCGAAUGCUGGUGCUGGUGCCGGUGCUGGUGCGGGUGGGGCUGAGCCCCGGCCCAAGAUUGUCUUCAUCGGCCGCGGCGUCGACGAGACGCUGGGCGAGUGGGUGAGGGCGUAUGUCGGCGUCUAA